Salpingoeca rosetta is the source of this 567-nucleotide messenger RNA. RefSeq lists its product as uncharacterized. The transcript is spliced from 4 exons. The record is from RefSeq and is a predicted model, not a curated record. Bases 1 to 567 code for a protein of 188 amino acids. NCBI's taxonomy places the organism in Eukaryota, Choanoflagellata, Craspedida, Salpingoecidae.
AUGGCGCUGUCGUAUGCGCCGCACCCCGUCGUGCCAGCCAGCUCCGGCCACCCGUAUCCGCCCGUGCUGCUCGCCAUCUUCGCUGCGUUGCGCUCGCUGCUCACGCUCUGCCCGCCGCCGCUGCACGAGUGCACGCGCGAGAUGGCUGCCAUGGUCACCCUCGCGAUCACACUUGCCAGUCCAAAGCAGCAAUCGACGGUGAAAUUGGAGGUGAAGGUACUCACCAAGAAGCAGCGCCGCAAACAGCAGCACGCACCCGCAUUUAUGGCGGUCAAGGCAGAGCCACCACGCCUCGGGCACACGCUCGCCCUGUCAGCACUCCAGCUGCUGGAUGUGUUUCUGCUGCGAGGACAUGUGCACAUGCCGCUGUCUGCCCGCGCCAAGCUCGACCACUGGAUGCUGCAGCUCUUGAGCGCUGCGGACUUUGCACAUGCGCCCCUCGACGACUCACAGUACGCUCAUGCCGGGCACAGCUGUACACGCUUCUGGCCACGAGCCUGUUGUGUCCCACCCCCCAAUCAGUGCGUUCACACGGGCUACGGCCACCUUCUCCACACAUUCCCCUGA